Molecule: messenger RNA, 3559 nt
Organism: Lethenteron reissneri (Far Eastern brook lamprey)
Lineage: Eukaryota; Metazoa; Chordata; Hyperoartia; Petromyzontiformes; Petromyzontidae
Biological process (GO): homophilic cell-cell adhesion
Cellular component (GO): plasma membrane; cell-cell junction
Molecular function (GO): calcium ion binding
Source: RefSeq, a predicted model, not a curated record
CCAUCCUCACGGUGGCCGUGGUGGCCCGGGACCUCGGGGGAGGGGCUGGGGGAGGGGCCUCACCCCGUUCGGCCACGGCGCUCAUCACCGUCCACGUGCGUGACGUCAACGACAACACGCCCACCAUCGUGGACCCCCCCACACCGCUGCUGCUCUCCGUGGGUGAGAAUCUCCCGGCGGGAUCCCAUGGUGGCGACGCUGACGGCCACCGAUCCGGACGAAGGCCCCAACGGCCUCGUCACAUUCCACCUCCUCCAGCUCCUCCACCACCACCGCCGCCGUCACCUCAUCAUGCCGGGGGAGGGGCGGGGUGGUGGAGGGAGGACGACACGGACGGCGGAGGCUCGGGCGUCGCGAAGCGUCGGCGGUGGUGGUGACGGUGGUGAUGGGUGUGAUGGGGGUGAUGAUGAUGAUGGGGGUGAUGAUGAUAUCCCCUUCGUCAUCGACCCUGGCAGUGGCGAGGUGAGGACGACGAAGGUGCUGGACCGAGAGCAGAGGGACACCUACAGCUUCCAGGUGGAGGCGAGGGACCAGGGCUCCCCGCCCCGAUGCUCGCGCACGAAGUCCACGGUGCGGGUGGCCGACUCCAACGACAACGCGCCCGGACUGACGCUUCUACCCGUGCAGGGCCACCGCUCCCCGGCGUUCCUGCCGCUCUUCAGCGCCGCCGGAACCCACGUGGCUCACCUCGAGGCCUAUGAUCUGGACGAGGGCCUCAACGGCACGGUGCGGCUCCACGUGGAGUCCUGGAGCGACCCGGCCUCCCUCUUCACCCUCGAGGAGGUCGCGACCGUCGGUCCCGUCGGCCAUGACCCCGACGAGGCCACCGCUGAGGCCGCCGCUGGCGAGGCCGGGAACGCAACGGCGGUGAGGGCCAGGCCGGUGGUGAGGGCCCGGCUGGCGCUGGCCCGGCGGGUCACGCCGGCCCACCGGGGCCUGCACCGCGUGGUGGUGGUGGCCCGCGACCUCGCGCCGACCCCGCUGGCGACCGCGUUGGCCGUCUACGUCCUCGUGAACGCCACGCGCGGCACGGAGCAAGAGGUGCAGCGGCUGCUGGCGCAGAUCCAGGCCCGCCCACAAGACGACCUCAUCAGCACCUUCGGGAUCCUGGAGGAGCAGCAGGAGGAGGUUGCGGAGCUGAACCGACGGACAGUUACGCUGGCCGUGGCCGGCGGCGCCGCGCUGGCGCUGCUGGCGCUGUGCGCGGGGCUGGUCGCCGCCUGCUACCGCCACCGCCGCCACCACCGCCACAACCGCCACAACCGCCACAACCACCACAACCUCCACCACAACCUUUCUGACCGCCAGUACUGCUGCCACAAUCUCCGCGGUGGUGCUGGCGGUGGUGACGACGACGACGACGAUGUCGUCAUUCAUAAACAUCAUCAUCAGCAGCAGCAUCAUCAUCAGCAGCAUCAUCAGCGGCUUUGCAGGAGUCUGCAGUGCGAGCUGAAGGAUCGGUCGGAGUGGUUCGAUUUCGGCGGCGGCGAUUAUCGGCGCUCGGGCAUUUCCGUCGGAGCCGACCUAGGGGCGGACGAGGCUUCGGAGGAUGAAGCGGAGGAGUCGGAGGAGGCGAGCGGCGGAUACCUGGAGUGCGGCAACGCCCUGUGGUUCGCCCGGGGAAGCAAGAAGAGCAGCAGCCGGGCAGCCACGGUGACUCCGAGAGGGAAGAGGAGGAGGGGGGGGAGGGGCGGGGGGGGCAGCGGGAGGGGCAGCGGGGGGGGCCAGGAGAUCGCGAUGAGGACCCUGAAGCGGGAGCUCAGAGACGACGACGAUGAUGACGACACAAAGAGGAGGAGGAUGAUGUCACCGACAAUGGCUUCCACCACGUUGGUGGACGUGGGGGGAGGAGGGGGAGGGGGUCCAGAGGGGGGCGGGGGUGGCCAUCUUGGAACUCUGCCCGGCUCCGUGAUGGGAGGUCCGGCCGGGGUGGACUGCCCGGCCCGUGCCCUCCCCUACCCGGCGCUGACCCCGACUCUGACCCCGGCACUACCCCCGGUGCUGCCCGUUGCCAUGACGAAGGGCAGCGCCGUGCGGCGGCUUCCGGCGGACAACACCUUCGUGUCCACGGCGGCGGAGGGAUACGGGGGCGUGGCUGCCGCUGGCUCCGCCCACUGCGCUGAAAGUAGUCCCGGCCUGAGCCGCGGGGAUCUCAGAUCGAGUCUCCGUCAGAAGGGGCGACUGACUCCGCUCCAGGUACGAUUCGCCGACGAUGACCCCGACUCAGAUGACCUCCCAUUGGGCGAGAGCCUCGGCCAAUUGGAGCGCAGCCCGAGCCGCUGUGCCACGCCCUCCAUCGAUCGGGCCAAUCAGAAGACGCCCCUGCCCCUGCCGCCUCGGAGCCCCGCCUCCAACCCCGCCCACUCGCACGGCCGGGCCAAUCAGAGGACACCUACAUUCUCCAGCCCCACCCCCAGCCCCGCCCCUCCAUACGACCGGGCCAAUCAGAGGACGCUCUCUUUUUCGAGCCCCGCCCAUCCAUACGACAGGGCCAAUCAGAGGACGCCUACCUUCCCUAGCCCCGCACCCAGCCCCGCCCAUCCAUAUGACUGGGCCAAUCAGAGGACGCCUACCUUUCAUAGCUCCGCCCCCAGCCCAACCCAUAUCUACGAACGGGCCAAUCAGAGGACGCCAACUUUCCCCAGCCCCGCCCCCAGCCCUGUCCACCCGUACGACCGGGCCAAUCAGAGAACGCCUACCUUUCAUAGCUCCUCCCCCAGCCCAACCCAUAUCUACGAACGGGCCAAUCAGAGGACGCUCUCGUUUUCGAGCCCCGCCCAUCUAUACGACAGGGCCAAUCAGAGGACGCCUACCUUCCCUAGCCCCGCACCUAGCCCCGCCCACACGCAGAACCGGGCCAAUCAGAGGACGCCACCUCAUCGAAGUCCCGCUGCUAGCCCCGCCCACUUGUACGACCGGGCCAAUCAGAGGACGCCCACGUUCCCUAGCCCCGCUCCUAGCCCCGCCCACACGCAGAACAGGGCCACUCAAAAGACACCGCCACCCCGGAGCCCCGCCCACCUGAGAAGCAGAGCCAAUCAGAAGAUGCCUGCGUUCAAUAACUCCACCCACCAUACUUCACCAAGGGCCAAUCAGAAUCCAGAACUUAACCAUGCUCACCGCUACACAGCGGAUCGGCGGGAUGAGCCAAUGGCGUUCGAGCUUCUUGAAAACGCCUCUUCUCCCGUUCUCGCCGGCAUCCCCCCAGAGUUCCUCACCUCCUCCACCUCCACCACCGCCGCCGCCACCACCUCGUCAUCAUCAUCGUCGUCGUCGUAUCUGCGACGAUCUUCGCCCUCCUCCUCGCCCACCAACGAUGACCGGGAGGUCUCCGAGCUCACGGACAGAGCUGCCCCCUCGCUCCCCUGGACCCCCGCUCACCCCCGCAACCCCCAGCCCCCCGCAAAGCCGCCACCUUACCCACAACCCCCCGCGGUGGCGGCGGCGGCUCCCACAAUCCCCUGCGGCAGAGCGGGCGUGGCGGCCAUCUUGGUACCGGCGGGCUACGUGGCCGAGGCAGCCGGCGGCUUCUCCAACUCCUCGCUCGUGUGAGGCCCCC